AUGGGUAUUAAGAAAAUAGAUUGGCCAGCUUCCUCACCUGACUUCAACCCUAUCGAGAUUGCUUGGAAUAUGAUUAGAAAGAAGAUAUCAGAUAGAAGACCAUUUCCUUUUACCAAAGAGGCGGCAAAGAGAGCCUGGAUAGUGGAAUGGAAUGCUAUUCCUAUGGAGAAGACAAACCAUCUCAUUGAGGAGAUCAAUAGCAGAUCAAGAGAAUGUGAGAGGCAGAAAGGGAAGAAUUUAUCCCCAGGUUAA
Morchella importuna is the source of this 252-nucleotide messenger RNA. RefSeq lists its product as uncharacterized. Lineage: Eukaryota; Fungi; Ascomycota; Pezizomycetes; Pezizales; Morchellaceae. The record is from RefSeq and is a predicted model, not a curated record. The coding region runs from base 1 to 252 and encodes 83 amino acids. The transcript has 2 exons. Gene Ontology annotation, molecular function: nucleic acid binding.